CCCCAUUUUCAGCCGCCUCCGGAUUUCGCGCUCCUAUUUCAGUAAAAUCGGCCGUCGAAUCGAAAUCCCUACUACAUCGAAGAAGGCUCGACGGAACUCUAGCUUGAUUCCAAAGCUUUGUAGUUGCUAUAGAUGGGGGAUUCUACACCAACUGUUGAUACUGCUCAUACUGAAAGAGUGGGGAUUCGAGAUGAGUCCAAGUCCAAGAAGAGACAAAGAACUUCUGAAGUUUGGAAUCAUUUUACACAUGAAGAACCUGAUGAAAAUGGGAAGAAUGUUAGGUGCAAUCAAUGUGGUCAAAGAUGGAAAUAUGAAGGUACGAGACAAGGAACUUCUACUUUUAGUCGUCAUAUGUUGGUUUGUAAGAAGAAAUCAAAGUUUGGAGAUGUGGGUGUUAUGUUUACUGAGCACCAGGAGAAGUUAGAGGUUAAAAAUAAUGCAAUCAAUCCUAAAAUUUGUCGGGAUUGGAUGACUAAGAUAUCAGUUGCACAUAAUCUUCCAUUGAAUUGGGUUGAAUAUGAUGAAAUGAGAGGUUUUUUGAAGUCUUUGAAUCUGGAUAUAGAAUUUAUAUCUGGAGAUACUCAUGUAUUGGAUGUGAUGAAUUUGUAUGAAUCUGAAAAGCAGAAAUUGAAGUUCAGAUUGAGUAAUGUUUCAGGGUUGUUGCGCUUGACUUGUGAUGUUUGGACCGCUUGUACUAAUUCGGGUUAUAUUUGUUUAACUGCACAUUUUGUGGAUGAAAACUGGAAAUUGAAUAGCAAAAUACUUGCAUUUUGUUCUAUGCCUCCUCCACAUUCUGGAAUCGAAAUAGCUUGAAAGGUUUAUGAUAUUUUGGCAGAUUGGAAAAUAGAUAGGAAAGUCUUUUCUUUGACUCUGGAUAGUUCGUCUGCUAAUAAUGACAUGAUAGAAAUAUUGAAGAUGCGACUUGGUUUGCAGAACUCAUUAUUAUGCAAUGGUGAAUUUUUCCGUGUGAAAUGUUGAGCACAUCUCUUGACUCUUAUGGUCCAAGAAGGAUUGGAAGUUGCUAGUGAAGCUUUAGAUAAGAUUAGAGCUAGUAUCAAAUACGUAAAAGCAUCAGAAGCUAGAAUGAUCGAGUUUAAAGAGUGUGCUCGGAAAACUGGUAUUGAAUUACCUUCUUCUCUUCGCUUGGAUGUGCCUACUCAUUGGGAAUCCAUAUAUUUGGUGCUUGAUAGUGGAAUUAAAUGUCGACGUGCUUUUUGUUUGCUCGAAUUUGAGGAUUUGGCUUAUAAGUAUUGUCCAACGGAAGAAGAGUGGAAUAGAGGAGAACUGAUGCUUAAAUUUUUGGAGCCAUUUUACAAUAUUUCAACUAUGAUUUCUGGAUCAUCCAGUCCUACUUCUGGUUUCUUUUUUAUAGAACUUUGGAAGAUUGCACACUUUUUGUCUAAAAAUUAUAGAAGUCAAGAUGAAGAGGUGAAGUCUAUGUCUCAUUCGAUGGAUUUAAAGUUUGCACCGUACUGGGAGGAGCAUAGUGAAAUUCUUUCCAUAGGAGCAGUGUUCGACCCAAGAAUAAAACUGAAGCUUUUGGAGUACUGUUAUUCAAGAAUUGACAAUCAUUCAAGUGAGGAAAAAAUCAGUAAGUUGAAGAUGAGGUUGUAUACUCUAUACGACGAGUAUAAGAAAAAGCGUGCUAGUGCAUCUCCAGUUAAGGUUUCUCAAUCUAGUGGAAGUUCGAGUUCUCAAGUUAGAGGAUUGAGAAUAAAUAAGAAGGUUCUCGCAGGAUGGAAGGAAUAUAGAGGUGGAACUUCUGAAGGAAAGUCAUUUUUGGAUUCAUAUCUGGACGAACCUGCAAUGGAUGUAAAUGCUGAAAUUGAUCUGUUUGAGUAAUGGAGAUAUCGUGCAGCCUGCUUUGGAGAACUUGCUACGAUGGCAAGUGAUGCUCUUAGCAUUCCUAUAACAACAGUAGCAUCGGAUUCUUUCUUUAGUGUUGGUGCCCGUGUUUUGAAGAAAUACAGAUAUAGAGUUCUUUCUGAAAAAGUGCAAGCUAUUAUUUGCACACAUAAUUGGUUGCAUGGAUAUUCUGAUAGUAAGAUUUUAUUUUUUUUUUGUAUAAAGAUCUAAAUUUUAUGUGUAUACAGGAGUGUAUUUUUAACUAUAGUUUUUUGAUAGAUGGUGAAGAUGAUGAAUUCGAGGAGGAUGAUCAAAGUGAAGAUCCAAACAUUACCGAAGUUAAAGAAGAAUGUUGUUCCAAUGUUUAGAUUUAAGAUUUUAUGUACGAGACACUUUGAUUCAACAAGGACAAACUAUUGUUGAACAAUUCAUCUUUAAUAUUGUUAUGUA
This is a messenger RNA of Salvia hispanica, 2295 nucleotides long. RefSeq names its product zinc finger BED domain-containing protein RICESLEEPER 2-like. NCBI's taxonomy places the organism in Eukaryota, Viridiplantae, Streptophyta, Magnoliopsida, Lamiales, Lamiaceae. The record is from RefSeq and is a predicted model, not a curated record. Gene Ontology annotation, molecular function: DNA binding.